AUGGGCUCGCAAGGUCCAAAUGCGCGCUUUCGUAAGAUCCAAAGUUUCAAGACAGAUUAUGCCCAUACGACCAUCACCCAGUAUGAAUCCGAAAGAAGUGGCAUGCAAGUAGUCGUGGCGGAUCGACAAGGCCCGAAAAUCAAUGGGUACUUCACUUUGGCUACCGAAAUCUUUGAUGAUUCCGGAGCGCCUCAUACCCUCGAACAUCUGGUCUUCAUGGGCUCAAAGAGCUACCAUUAUAAGGGCCUCUUAGACAAACUAGCUACUAGGGCUUAUGGCGGUACCAAUGCCUGGACGGCAACAGAUCACACGGCUUACACUCUCGAAACUGCUGGGUGGGAAGGGUUCGCUCAGAUCUUACCAGUCUAUCUUGAGCACCUAAUCGUACCCACCAUAACGGAUGCAGCAUGUCUGACCGAAGUCCACCACAUUAAUGGUGAAGGCAAUGACGCCGGCGUUGUCUACUCAGAAAUGCAGGGUGUUCAGUACACCAGCACUGAGCUCAUGGACAUCAAAGCUCGGCGCCUUCUUUACCCAGAGAAUGUUGGUUUUCGGUACGAGACGGGAGGCAUGAUGGAGGCCCUACGAGUUCUGAGUCCUGAAAAAAUACGGAAUUUUCACAGAGCUAUGUACCAACCACGGAAUAUGUGUAUUAUAAUCGUUGGCGAGGUCGAUCAUACUAAUCUACUCUCUAUUCUGGAUGAAUUUGAAGAGAGUGUCAAGAAUGACAUCCCUCCUCUCAAUGCGCCAUUCCAACGACCCUGGAUAGAAUCGGCACAGCCACCCGCCCUCAAGGAAACGACAAUCGAAACAGUCGAAUUUCCUGAAGAAGAUGAAUCUAUCGGCGACAUGCUUGUUGGAUUUUUUGGUCCAAGCUGCACUGAUGUCGUCGAGUCGACUGCUGUAGCCAUCCUCUUGGUAUAUCUUUGCGGAUCUUCUGUGGCGGUAUUGGAGAACGUUUUGGUGGAGAAAGAAGAGCUCGCUAGUUCCGUCUCGUGCUGGUUAGACACUCGACCAAAUAGUGUCAUUUGGCUGCAGCCGACCGGUGUUGCCACCGAAAAACUAGAGUUUGUCGAAAAACGUCUAAUUUCUUUGAUCAAAGAAGUGGCCUCUAAACCGUUGAAUAUGAAGUAUAUGCGCGAAUGCAUCCAAAGAGAGCGGCGGCAAACGAUGGCCCAGGCGGAAGAGUUGGAACAAUUCUACUCGACGAACAUCAUCACGGAUUACCUCUUUGGUAACCGAGAUGGAUCGACACUGAGGGACCUUGAACGCCUCGAUGAGUAUGAUGAACUAGAAAAAUGGAGCGACGAGCAAUGGCGUUCUUUUCUCCGAAAAUGGGUUGCCGACGCUCACCAUAUUUCCGUUCUAGGGAAACCUUCUCUAGAACUAGCUACGAAAUUGAAAGAGGACGAUACGGCAAGAAUCGAGAAAAGGAAGCAGGAGCUGGGCGCUGAAGGGUUAGAGAAGCUUGCCCAGCGGCUCGAGGAAGCUAAAAAACAAAAUGAAGUUGAAAUCCCAACUUCAUUGCUUGAAAAAUGGCAAGUCCCUUCAGUCGAGUCGAUUCACUUCAUCAAAUCGCAAACUGCGCGAUCUGGCCUGGCCCGAAAACUUGGCGUCUAUGAGAAUAUUGCGCAGAAAAAUAUCGAUUCAGUCUCAUCUGAUUCGCCCUUAUUUAUUCAGUUUGAGGACGUCAGAACCAAAUUCGUACAUCUCGCAGUCCACGUCGGUACUGCGACAGUACCGGUAGAGUACAAACCUCUCCUCUCUAUCUUCAACGACAAUUUCUUCAAUACGCCCAUCCAAUGUAAUGGAGAGUACCUUCCGUUUGAGCAAGUUGUCAUGAGACUAGAAAAGGAUACAGUCAACUAUCAACUGGAUUCGGGCAGCAAGUUCGGCGAUUCGGAAAGCUUUAUUAUUCGCUUCCAAGUCGAACCUUCAAAAUAUGCCAAAGCAAUUGAAUGGGUCCGCACUGUGAUGUUUGACAGUAUCUUUGAUCUUACUCGCUUGAAGGCUAGCAUCGCUAAACAACUUGCUGAUGUUCCGGAGGCGAAGCGUGAUGGGCGACUUAUGGCUAGCGAGGUGGAAAUCGCUAUACAUAACGAUCUAUCAUCGUUGUUGGUAGCGAAACGCGCUCUUGUCAAGACGGUAUACCUUCGGCGACUCAAAAAGCUCAUUGAGAAGGAUCCCCAGGAAGUUCUCUCACGCUUCGAAAAACUUAGGAAGUGUCUCUUCACUCUUGACAACGUCCGCGUCCUAGUCACAGCCGAUAUCACAAAUUGGAGUCUGCGCGAUCCUGUUAAAUCUUGGGACAUACUAUCUAAAUCGCUUGGUGGCAGCAGCGAGACAAUCAAGCCCAUCAAAAAACCCCAUACUCUUCUCAGCGAUGAAGGUCGUAAUCCCGGCUCUGUUGGUGCAACAAUUGUCCCGAUAAGAGCGAUUGACAGUUCUUAUUCCAUCAACUCCGGCAAGGGUCUCGCUUCAUUCUCCGACCCGGCGGUCCCCGCUCUUCUGGUAGCUAUGCAGUAUCUAGAGAGUGUCGAAGGCACAUUGUGGAAUGCUAUCCGUGGGAACGGCUUGGCAUACGGGGCUUACUUCGCCAAGGAACUGGAUGGAGGAUACUUGCAUUUUAAGGUAUACCGAUCUCCACUCGCAUCAAAAGCAAUUUCCGCCGCACGCGAUGCUAUUAAAGCAUUAGUUGACGGUACCGUUGCUUUCGAGAAGCCGAUGAUUGAGGGCGCGAUCAGUCAGUUAGUACUGGCUCUAGCAGAUGAACAAGCGACUAUGGCUACCGCUGCCGUACAGAACUAUAUUGUUGGCGCUAUACGGGGCCUUGAACCUGAUUACAGCAUCAAUAUGCUUGUAAAGGUUAGGUCUGUGACAGUGGACGAAAUUAGAGAGGCUAUGAAGACGUGGCUUCUACCUCUGUUCGAGCCCGGGAAGAGCAACGUAGUGGUUUGCUGUGCACACACAAUGAUAGAGAAACUCGAAAACGAAUUCGAGUCUCUGGGGUACAAAACGGAGAUCAAGCAGCUAUCAGACUUCGCUGAUGAUUACGGCCUGAAAGCUCCUGAAGGAGAAGAAGAUGGCGAAAAUGAUGAGGAAGACGGCUCAGAUGACGAGUCAGAAGGGUCAGAAGGCUCGGGCGACUCGGAGGACGAUGACUAG
Molecule: messenger RNA, 3165 nt
Organism: Hypoxylon trugodes
Lineage: Eukaryota; Fungi; Ascomycota; Sordariomycetes; Xylariales; Hypoxylaceae
Product: Metalloenzyme, LuxS/M16 peptidase-like protein
Exons: 2
Coding region: 1-3165 (1054 amino acids)
Molecular function (GO): metal ion binding
Source: RefSeq, a predicted model, not a curated record